AGAAUGUUCGACCAGAACAAUAUAAAAGGCAGAUAGGUGUCUGUAGCCGAGCAAGAAUACGAGAGCUGCAAAUAAAAGGCGAGACUUGAGAUACGAAGAAGAAGCUGAAGGAAAACUUGAAGCGAAGUGGUAGCUGAAAAGAAAGGUUGCACUAAAGCUUAAAGGAAAAUGGCAUUGUGGCACAUCCCCCUUCUGCGUCCAGACCCAAUUGACAGUAUAUUCGAUGAUAUUUUUGACUGGACAUUCCCGCCAGUUCAGUAUCAACUCGCUCGUCCAUACAUUGAUCCAACGCGACAAAUUCUCAGACGUAGUGCGAGCCAGCAACAGCAAGUUAAAGGCAAAGAUGAAGACAACUUUAGGGUGACAUUGGAUGUCAGGCACUACAACCCUGAUGAAAUUGCCUUGAAGGUUGAUGGAAACAAGCUGUUGGUGAGUGGCAAGCACCAUAAGCAAAGUGAAUUUGGAUACGAAACAUCGCAGUUCGAGAGAUCUUAUCCAAUCCCAUCUGAUGUAGACGAGAAAGGAUUCACAUCAAGGAUCGACGAUAAUGGCAUUUUGGAGAUUGUGGCGCCGAAAGUCAAGCCACAAGCUAUCCAGCAAGCAGGCCAGAGUGUAGAGGAAGAUGAGAAGAAAUUCAAGGCAGUAUUGGAUGUAAGAGCCUACAAGCCAGAAGAACUUACUGUCAAACUGCAAGGAAAUAACCUUCUUAUUCAAGGGGAGCAGAAGUCAGAAAACAAAGAUGAAAAGGAGACGUAUGUACAUCACAGGAAUUUUGCUCGGCGAAUUUGGCUCCCAAAAAAUGUGAACCUUGACACUCUGCACACAAAGCUUACUAAAGAAGGGAAGUUGCUUCUUGAAGCUGAUAAAAUGCCUGCCAUAAAACAUGAGGUAAAACAGUUGACAAUUGAAAAGGAAGCUGACCAGGGAAAUAUGGAGGAAUGAUUGAUUAUCAAGAAGAGGGACGCUUGCUUAAAUACGCUUGAGGACUUGGACUUAUCAUCAUAGAUUUUCUGUUUUUCUCUGGCUGGUAGGUUUAUCUCAUACAGAACUUAAUAAUUGUUAAGCUAAUUUGCCCUUGCUAUCUGUAUUUGAAUACACAUUAUUUCUCUAUAUUUGGCAUGUAUUUCCAGUAAUUAAAGCAGCUUUUAUGCUAAUUGCUCAAGUUCAAUCCACCUUUUUGUAGUAUGUUUUACUUGUGAAAGAUCUUCAGUAUCCCCGUGCAAUCAUGGUCCUAUUGAUUUUCGUUUGAAGAAUAUUAAAGAUGCCAUUAAUUUUAAUGUUACCAGUACGCAUUUCACCUAACAAUCAUAGUCUAUUUCGUUGUUUACUCUUGGUUGAUAACCUAUUUCUUCAACAUUCUCAAUAGAGUCAAAUCACGCAUAAAUUGCAUCAGAUGAUUCCCCUAUAUAAAGAUUGUGUUUGAUUUGCACGUCCAACAUAAUUUAGAACUCCAGCUAGAGACAUUCAAAUUUAUAUGCUUACAUUCUGUACGUAUUUAACUGACUGGCUGUAUAUUAAAUUUUGCUGUGUUAAUUUUGGUGUUUUUCUCUUGAAUUCAUUUCUGCUGCUUAGCUCUAUC
Rhopilema esculentum is the source of this 1579-nucleotide messenger RNA. Its product is annotated as alpha-crystallin B chain. The record is from RefSeq and is a predicted model, not a curated record. NCBI's taxonomy places the organism in Eukaryota, Metazoa, Cnidaria, Scyphozoa, Rhizostomeae, Rhizostomatidae. Gene Ontology annotation, biological process: protein refolding; response to heat. Gene Ontology annotation, cellular component: cytoplasm; nucleus.